Messenger RNA from Branchiostoma belcheri (Belcher's lancelet), 1545 nucleotides. RefSeq lists its product as uncharacterized. The record is from RefSeq and is a predicted model, not a curated record. The coding region runs from base 194 to 1300 and encodes 368 amino acids. Lineage: Eukaryota; Metazoa; Chordata; Leptocardii; Amphioxiformes; Branchiostomatidae. Gene Ontology annotation, cellular component: membrane. The transcript has 4 exons.
UACUUGCUGUGGUCUAAUGGUUACAGAAGUUGUAAACAGGUGAAAAAAACCGGUGUAUCCACAUCUUUUAUAUAGUAGUUAGUAAUUAGAUUGCCCCUCUUUUGUUUGUUCCCUUCAGAAGAGAGUUGAACAUUUUUGGACGAGGCACUUCUUUUUACAACCGGUCUACAGAGGAGCUGCAAAACGACCAACAAUGACACAGAGUUGUGACAGCGAUAACUCCAAAAAAUUGGACAACCUUGUUCAAGAUGAAGAUCAAACUUCUGAAGAUACGGAACUGAUCAUGAAGGACUUCGGUGGGCGCCUCUGGCGAAAGAAUCAUUUGGGUGUGGCCGCCUGCCUGGCGUCCGGGAUUUUCGCCGGGUUGGUGCCGGCAACGUUACGGUACGUGGAAGACAGGGGCUACACGGCGUACCAGCUCAACUUCUUCAGCGACCUGCUGCUCGUGUUGGUCGUCCUGUGCGUCGCCGCCUGCCACAAGACGAGCCUCAUCCCGACUAGCUACAGUCAGUUCUUCCGCUUGGUCUUCCAAGGAGUGGGUCGCUUCCUCGGAAUCCUCUGCCAGUUCGCCGCCUAUCGGUACGCUCCUCCGGCCAAGGCGGAUGCCGUCAUGGACCCCUCCACAAUCGUCUUCGUUGCGGCUCUUUCCUACCUUUUUCUCCAGGAGAUCCCAACGCCUGCCACCAUGUUUGGGGGCCUGUGGUGCAUAGCGGGGGUUGCACUUGUUGGUUACAGCGGCGUCACCAACAGGGUCCCAUCGGCGGCCGACUCAGACGACGAUGCUUCGGUGGGAACUGCAGUGAUGCUGGCCAUCAUAGCAGCGCUCCUUGCCGCCAUGCUGAGAGUGAACAUCAAGGGCCUACUGGAGUCCGGCACCACCAGAACGAUGAUUCUGAGCUACACGUGCGGUAUAGACAUCGUUUUGUCAGGGGUACUAGCGAUUUGUACCAGUCAAACAUGGUUCCUUGAGCCAGCGACCGCCGCAGUUUUGUUUGCAGGCUGUGUAAGUCGCUGCUCGGGAGUUGCUCUCAUGUACGCUGGCCUGAAGCUGGUUGAGGUCAAUGCUGCAACUGCCCUGCUGCAGAUCAAUGCAUUUCCGGCAUUCGGCCUGCAGUGGGCAAUCCUCGGAUUUGCUCCGGCUAUCUUGGAUGGUUUUGGUCUGACGUUUAUAUUCAUAGGAAUGUUUUCCGUUGUUAUAUGGGAGACGCUAGUCCGUCAUAAGAAAAAAUAUCACGGUAAACCCAGGAAACUAGAGCUCGACGAACUUCGCCAGAUCAUGUUGACAUAUAUUCAGGACUGACGAAUUGUAAUUGCAUGGUCACAUGCAUGGAAAUGUGAUACUCGUUUGCAUAAAUUGUAUCAGUUGAUCGUAUUCUCCACCCAAUGAGUCUUAUCUAAAGAAAGAUAGCUAUUUUAGCAUUUCUUCAUAAAUUAUGCAAAUGAGGCCAUGAUCGGUGCACAGGGUAACACGAUAUGAUUUAAUGAUCGAUGCACAGGGCUCGAUGCACACGUUCUCCAAGGCUCUGUGCCGGGGUAGUCCAUGGU